Messenger RNA from Anopheles maculipalpis, 479 nucleotides. It is a transcript of the gene Trs33, whose product is annotated as trafficking protein particle complex subunit 6b. The coding region runs from base 15 to 479 and encodes 154 amino acids. Lineage: Eukaryota; Metazoa; Arthropoda; Insecta; Diptera; Culicidae. The record is from RefSeq and is a predicted model, not a curated record. Gene Ontology annotation, biological process: regulation of GTPase activity; endoplasmic reticulum to Golgi vesicle-mediated transport. Gene Ontology annotation, cellular component: trans-Golgi network; TRAPP complex; cis-Golgi network. The transcript is spliced from 3 exons.
AAUAUACCGUCUCUAUGGCUGAGGAAGCAAUAUUUGAAUUCUUACAUUCGGAAAUAGUAAACUAUACAUUAACGAAAGAAAACAGUAAGGAAAAUGAUCUUUCUACGCUAGAAUACAUCGGCUUCACAACUGGGUACAGAAUAAUCGAACGAUUAACGCGCGAAUGGCCUCGAUUCAAGGAUGAGCUGGAUACGAUGAAGUUCAUAUGUACCGACUUUUGGAGCUCAAUCUACCGCAAACAGAUCGACAAUUUACGUACCAACCAUCAGGGGGUGUACGUGCUACAGGACAACGCGUUUCGCUUUCUCACACGUCUCUCGUCCGGCUCACAGUAUCUAGAGCAUGCUCCAAAGUUCGUUGCGUUCACCUGCGGAUUAGUGCGGGGUGGGUUGGCAAACCUUGGCAUUACCAGCACGGUUACGGCAGAAGUGCAGACCAUGCCUUCGUGUAAAUUUCACAUACAGGUUAAUCGAGCAUAA